AUAAAAUUGCGAAUGAUCCUUCCCGGCCUCCGUCGUGUCUCCAACCGGCGCUAUCCUUGCCGUCACUUUCUUGACUUCCCAUCCCACUCCUGCGUAGCUCUGAUCCCGGCUUUCUGCUUCUCUCUCCUCUUCGGUCUUUUCUGGAUACCAUGUCGGAGUACAACGCGGUACCUCCGCCCGUCCCCGGGGCUCCUCUGCCCGGACAGGCGGCUGUGGGGAACGGAGCGGGGGGCGCCAAGAAGGAUGCGUUUGCGGACGCGGUGCAGCGGGCCCGGCAGAUCGCAGCUAAGAUCGGGGGCGACGCUGGUCCUCCUGUGAACAACAGCACUGCUCCAGAUAGUUUUCCCUUCACUGCGCAGAAACGACAGCUAGAGGACACAAAUACUGAUGAGCCAGAGAUCAAGAAGCUGGCUGCUCAGAGUGACUUGGAGUCAGCCAAAGCGCUGUCUAUUGGUGCACAGCUAGCUGCUCUUGCACAGCAAAGACCCACCUCCACCACCGAGGAGUACAGUGUUCCAGACAGUAUGGUGGGACUCAUUAUUGGCCGUGGAGGUGAACAGAUCAAUAAGAUUCAGCAAGAGUCGGGUUGCAAGGUUCAGAUAGCUCCAGACAGUGGAGGUCUUCCAGAGAGAAACGUCUCCCUCACAGGGACACAAGACUCCAUACAGAAAGCCAAGAGGCUGCUAAAUGAGAUAGUCUCCCGAGGAAGAGGUACUCCCCCUCUUUCUUCUUAUCAUGACUCCAGCAACGGGCAGAACGGCGCAGUUCAUGAGAUGAUGAUCCCAGCCGGCAAGGCCGGCCUAGUCAUCGGCAAGGGAGGAGAGACCAUCAAACAGCUACAGGAGCGUGCAGGGGUCAAGAUGAUCCUAAUCCAGGAUGCCUCUCAGGGACCCAACGUUGACAAGCCUCUGCGCAUUAUUGGAGAUCCAUACAAAGUCCAGCAAGCCCAGGAGAUGGUGCAGGAGAUUCUGAGGGACAGAGACCAAGGCGGCUACAGCGAAAGAAGCGAAUUCAGCUCCCGAAUGGGAGGCGGCAUGGAUAUCCCAGUACCACGACACUCGGUGGGUGUGGUCAUUGGACGCAAUGGAGAGAUGAUCAAGAAAAUUCAGAAUGAUGCCGGAGUCAGGAUACAGUUCAAACAAGAUGACGGGACUGGUCCAGAUAAGAUCGCACACAUCAGUGGUCCGCCUGAACGCUGCGAGCACGCGGCUCAGAUCAUCAACGACCUGCUGCAGAGCAUCCGGGUCAGAGAGGAGGGACAGGGGGGUCCCCCAGGUCCUCCAGGAAUGCCUUCAGGCAAUAGGGGGCGAGGUGGGGGACAAGGCGGUUGGGGUCCCCCCGGAGGGGAAAUGACCUUCUCUAUUCCCGCCCAAAAGUGUGGGCUUGUGAUUGGCAGAGGAGGAGAGAACGUCAAGUCCAUCAACCAGCAGACGGGGGCAUUCGUGGAAAUCUCUCGACAGCCACCCCCCAACGGAGACCCCAACUUUAAGCUUUUUAUCAUUCGUGGGUCCCCGCAGCAGAUCGACCACGCCAAGCAGCUCAUUGAGGAGAAGAUCGAGGGUCCACUGUGUCCUGUGGGCCCGGGGACAGCUGGGCCAGGUCCUGCUGGGCCAAUGGUUCCUUACAACCCAAACCCCUACAACCCCGGACCGCCUGGGGCUCCUGGACCUCCACAUGGUGGUCCUCCAGGUCCUCCCCAGUACAGCUCGCAGGGCUGGAGCAACACCUACCAGCAGUGGCAGCCCCAACCACCACAUGACCCCAGCAAGGCAGCAGCCAAUGACCCCAAUGCAGCCUGGGCGGCCUACUACGCUCAGUACUACCAGCAGCCAUCGGGGGCUGCGCCAGCCCCGUACCCCGCAAACCAGGCUGGAGGUGCCCAAGCUGCAGGUGACCAGACCCAGGCUGCACAGACACCGGGGGGCCAGCCGGACUACACCAAGGCCUGGGAGGAGUACUACAAGAAGAUGGCCCAGGCAGGCAGCUCUAUACCCGGUACAGCAGCUGCAGCUCCAGGAGCAGCAGCAGGAGGAGGAGGAGGUUCAACAUCCACAACAGGAGGCCAGCAGGACUACAGCGCAGCUUGGGCGGAGUACUACAGGCAGCAGGCUGCGUACUACGGACAAACAGGACAGCAGCCCUCCGGCCAGCCGGCCAAUCCCCAGCAGGGACAGAUGCAGUGAGAGUUCGUGGCAGAAGACGGGAUAAAGAAGAGGGCUCUGAAGGCCAGGAUCGAUCCCUUUAUUCAUAUAUAUUGUAUCCGUUGCAACUACAAGUGAAACGCUUCCCCACAUGUGAACAUCUGGAUCCUUUUUUUGAUAAUAAUGUGAACUGAACCCGAUGCUCCUGUGCUUCGCUGCUGACGGGAGGGAAAAGACUGAUUAAAUGCGAUCAUUUCACAGAGCUACUCAGAGCUGCCUGAGCGUAGAUUUAAAUACUCACGGGAGCCCCGGAGUGCUUAUUCCAUUAACAGAGUUUUCAGCACAUCUCAGUCAUCCCGUAGCCCCAUUUUAAAGUACUCACCUUCAUAUCCCAGUGUUGUAUUAACUGACUUGCACAGAGCUUUUAGG
Molecule: messenger RNA, 2570 nt
Organism: Neolamprologus brichardi
Lineage: Eukaryota; Metazoa; Chordata; Actinopteri; Cichliformes; Cichlidae
Product: far upstream element-binding protein 2-like
Biological process (GO): regulation of DNA-templated transcription
Molecular function (GO): RNA binding
Source: RefSeq, a predicted model, not a curated record